UCAUUAUCUCCAGCCAGCUUCCCCCUUCUCCGCAGUCCCCACCACUACUUCGAAAAGCAGUGAAAAAGGGAAAAGAAAAAGAAAAGAAAACAACCGUUUUGGGGGGGAGUACCUCGGCUUCUCCUCCGUCCCAUUUCGAAGGGCAGAUCGAAAGUCUUUUGCUGCACGUGCAGAUGGAAGCAUGCUCUUUCAGCUCUCUACUUCUUAUUUUCUUGAGCCUUCUGUUGAGUUUGUGGUCAGCUGCUGGAAUUAGGUUUGUGAUAGACAGGGAAGAAUGUUUCUCUCAUUCAGUUCCCUACGAAGGAGAUACAGUUCGUGUGUCAUUUGUUGUGAUCAAAGCCGAAAACUCAUGGCAUUAUGGUGAUGAGGGUGUUGAUUUUGUGGUGAAGAGCCCUCAUGGUGAUCAACUCCAUGAUGCUCGUGACAAGACAAGUGAAAAGUUUGAAUUCAUAGUCCAGAAAAAAGGUCUUCACCGUUUUUGUUUCACCAACAACUCCCCCUAUCAUGAAACCAUCGACUUUGAUAUACAAGUUGGCCAUUUCACACACUUUGAUCAGCAUGCAAAAGAUGAGCAUUUUUCCCCUUUGUUGGAACAAAUUGCUAAGUUAGAAGAUGCUCUUUACAAUAUACAGUUUGAGCAGCACUGGCUGGAGGCACAGACCGACCGCCAAGCACUGGUGAACGAAGGGAUGAGCAGGAGGGCAAUACACAAGGCACUUUUUGAAUCAGCAGCGCUCAUUGGAGCUAGUAUUCUCCAAGUUUUCCUCCUCCGUCGCCUUUUUGAGCGGAAGCUGGGCAUGUCAAGGGUUUAGGCCUCUCAUCACUGCAGAGUAUUGCUAACCUCUUGAAGAUCAGAUACUUGAACUUUCAAGGACCUUCACCGUAUUUGUAGUUCCAUUCUUAAAAUUUUGUAUGGUGUUUUUUUAAAUUGAGAUGAAAACAUUUCUUAAUGGAAAGUUUCUAAUAGAAGGAGUUUAGAUAUGGUAAA
Molecule: messenger RNA, 988 nt
Organism: Elaeis guineensis (African oil palm)
Lineage: Eukaryota; Viridiplantae; Streptophyta; Magnoliopsida; Arecales; Arecaceae
Product: transmembrane emp24 domain-containing protein p24beta2
Source: RefSeq, a predicted model, not a curated record